GCGAAGCUCUCUUUUUUUCUUCUGCAAUACACACCAUAUUUACGAUAAACCCAAGCCUUGAACACCAGAUUGGCACCAUUCUUAUAUCCAGGUGGAUCAGCUUGACGGCUUUCCCCUCUCUUGCCUCCCUCGUCGACUUGACUGGCUCUCAACCUGUGCUCGCCCACCUGUUCAUCCUUCCCCCUCCUAUCUGCCAACGUGGCGCCACUCAUAAAGGGACAACACUUGAGGCGGCUCCUCAGCUCCAUCCCAACACCGCUGAACCAGGCAUCGUUUGGCCAACGUACACACAACACUAGUGGGACCAAAGGGAUUAACACGAUGGCGUGGUUAAGCAGCGGCAGCUCGAAUGAGAACAUGGUUCAACAGCUGUGUCACCAUGGGCUCAUCACUGAUGAGCGAGUCAAAGAUGCUUUUCGGAAGGUUGACCGCGGGCACUACGCACCCACAGCACCAUAUGCGGAUCGUCCCCAGAGUAUCGGCCACGGGGCCACCAUCAGCGCACCGCACAUGCAUGUGACUGCCGUCGAGGACCUGCUGCCCUACCUCGUACCAUCAGACCGCAACCCGGCCCCACGCGUGUUGGACAUUGGCUCCGGCAGCGGCUACCUGACCCACAUCUUCGCCGAGCUUGUCGGGCCGCAGGGCACGGUAGUGGGAUUGGAGCAUAUCCCUCAGCUGCAGGACCUGGCCGAGGCCAACAUGCGCAAGAGCGCCGAGGGCCGCCAAUUCCUUGACGCCGGACAGGUCAAGCUCCGCGUGGGCGAUGGGCGCAAGGGAUGGGUCGAACCCGCCGGCGAGGAGGGGCGCGGUGAGGGAUGGGAUGUCAUCCAUGUCGGUGCCUCGGCGGUCACGAUGCACCCCGAGCUGGUCGAGCAGCUCAGGGCGCCGGGCAGGAUGUUCAUCCCCGUGAAUGACGACGACUCGGGCGGGGAACAGCAUAUUUGGAGGGUAGAUAAGGACGAGAGCGGCAAGGUCGAGAAAAGGAAAAUGUUUGCUGUGCGAUAUGUUCCCCUGACGGAUGGACCUCAAAGUUCGUGACGAGGUGAGGGAAGGCGGUCUCAGUAUUAGCCGAUCCAAUAGACACCUGGUGUGCGUGGUCUUUCUCUUUGCUAUAGUCCUGAGAUAUUAGUUGAUAGCAUACAAGUCAGCUCCCUACUCACUUGCUUAAGUAGUCAUCAAUGAUAAUAUUAGUACCCUUC
Molecule: messenger RNA, 1202 nt
Organism: Cryphonectria parasitica EP155
Lineage: Eukaryota; Fungi; Ascomycota; Sordariomycetes; Diaporthales; Cryphonectriaceae
Product: protein-L-isoaspartate O-methyltransferase
Exons: 2
Coding region: 322-1041 (239 amino acids)
Biological process (GO): protein modification process
Cellular component (GO): cytoplasm
Molecular function (GO): protein-L-isoaspartate (D-aspartate) O-methyltransferase activity
Source: RefSeq, a predicted model, not a curated record